This is a messenger RNA of Kockovaella imperatae, 1847 nucleotides long. RefSeq lists its product as hypothetical. NCBI's taxonomy places the organism in Eukaryota, Fungi, Basidiomycota, Tremellomycetes, Tremellales, Cuniculitremaceae. The record is from RefSeq and is a predicted model, not a curated record. The transcript has 9 exons. Gene Ontology annotation, molecular function: DNA-binding transcription factor activity, RNA polymerase II-specific; zinc ion binding. The coding region runs from base 134 to 1810 and encodes 558 amino acids. Gene Ontology annotation, biological process: regulation of DNA-templated transcription.
CGGCCAGCUUUGAUCUCCUGGAUCUUCGGACAUAAACGGGUUUGAUUUAUUACCCGAAGUCUCUCUGAUUAUGCAACUGAUAUGGUUUUGACUCUUCCUCACACUGCUGGCGAGAUCCCCUACGGUUCUGCACAUGGAGCGUAACACUCCUUGUCAGACCUGUCGAUCGUUGCACAUAUCAUGCAAGUGGCCAGCUGACACGUCGAUCAAUGCGUGUACGAGAUGCACCCGUUUACGAGGCAUCUGUAGUGGGCCAGUGAAGAAAUCCCGUCCAGCAUGUGGAGCUUGUAAACGAGCGAGGGCCAAGUGCAUCUACGAUGCAGACCGGCCAUCAUGUAGGCGUUGUGUCCGACUCGCGAGGACCUGCGUGGAAGAUGGUCGAUCAGAAGACGGUUCAGCGGCCGGGUCUUCAACCCGCUCAGCUGGUAUGACGUUAAAUACAUCUUCAAAGACUCUAUGGGGCGAAACGAGCUUAAUGGACAUCGAUCUCUACUCUGGUCCAAUACGCCAGGCGUUAGUUUACCAAGGGUUGAUGCGGUUAAAUGCUAUGAACAUGGGAAUCAUCUACCGACAGAAGACAGGCAAGAAGACCGAUUUAAUGUCUUCAGAGCUGCUCGACCUGAUCGCAAGUGUUUCAUGCCUCAGAUAUAGUAAUGCAAUUGUUCAAGGAUCGGAUGCUCUCGAUGCUCAAGUCCUACCCAUCGAGCAAGUCACAAAUCGACAAUGGCUCUCUGGUCCAAUGCCAAAAGCAUCUUUCCAAAGCUCAGGUCUGGUAUCCUUCUAUCGUCGAACUUGGAACAUCAUCCCUCGUCUGUCUUGCAUCUCGAAUCCCGAUCGGCACACAUUACUCCAAUUGAUGACCGCUCUCCGACUGGCUUGGAAGCUGGGUAUAGAGAAUAGAGACCAACCGGAACUGGGUAGAUGCGUCUUGGCGUUUGUCGUCCGAAAAGCCUUACCGGAGCUCGAGAAACCCUGGGAGAAUCAAGCGGAGAAGAACGAGUUCGCUGAUUCAGCGAUUCAGUGUGCUUAUCGAGAGGCAGAGAUAUCGAUCAGCAUGGGUGUGGCAUCGCAAAUUCCAGUGGAAACCGUUCGCAAAAUCGUUUUGUUGGAUACUGGAUCAAUGGAUGACAAUACCGACAUGACACCGCUUAUCGCUAUCAAUGCCGAUUCCUCCAAUUCUGUCUUCACUCAUCUUUGGAGCAGCCUCAUGCGACCCACGGUUGGCAGAAUGAACGUCCAGAAACGCAUCUUGGCGGACAGCUAUGCACCGUGUAUGGAUUCCGUGCAGGUCGUCCUUGAUUGCUGGACUGUCAUUGACAAAGAGCUGGCGUUGCUGGACUCUUUGACUCAUACUGUCACGAUCUUCAAUUCGUUCAAGGAUCCAGAUCGAGACAGCGAGGCUGUGUUGGUGGUCCUUCGAGGGAUUGCCUGUUGUGAAUUAUGGAUCCUGCAAUCGGUCAUGUCGUCGUUGAUCGCAGCUCGAAGGCUGGAGUACGCCUUGACCGUCGGGUUGGAGAUGAGCAGAGGCAUUACGAGGUGGACGUUAGAAGUUGUUCAGAGGAUUCUCAAGAUACUGGACGUUGUCAUGCUGCACGAGACCUCAGUCUCGCGCCUUCAUCACGUCCUCGAUAUGACUGUCAAAACGAUAAAAUUGGGCAGGGAUUUUCUGCUCCCCGUCGUUCAAUGUCUGGACGGUCGACCGAGAGAGCUGGUCCUCGAAUGCCUAAAAAUCGCAUCUUUCUGGGAUGCAGGCUCACCGGCUCUACUGGAAGAGCUCGGGGGCUAUCAAGAUGCAGUGCUCAAAGCUUGAUUGUAGCAUGCUGUGUGUACAAAGUGUGAAAUCUGUA